AAUAAUGCAUGAAUAUGGAUGGGCUGUUGUGCCUGAGUCUAUUCAGUGCAUUGGACUACCUCCAACGUUGGCAUAAAACCACCAACGGCAGAGGAGACCACACCGUCCAGUCCAGAAGGAUAAUGAUGGAGAGCAGUGACUCAAAAGGGCUUCUGAUCGCCGAGAAGGGUCUGUCUGGCACGUCUGCAGUGAGUGACAUGUUGCGCUCGUCCUAAACGCUUGUGCGUCUCUACUGACUGGCCAAUAUGUUGAGCCGACUGAUGAGUGGCAGCGACCGGAGUCUUGACAGGGAAUUCAACUGCACGGUGCGACUGCUGGACGACUCGGAAUACACUUGUACGGUUCAGAGGGAUGCAAAAGGUCAAUGGCUGUUUGAGCAGGUCUGUCAGCAUCUAAACCUGCUGGAGAAAGACUACUUUGGCAUCAGAUUUGUGGAUCCAGAGAAGCAACGGCAUUGGCUGGAGUUCAGCAAGACAAUUGCCAAACAAAUGAGAUCCCAGCCACCCUACACUAUGUGUUUGCGUGUUAAAUUCUAUCCUCCGGACCCUGCCGCUCUAAAAGAAGAGAUCACUAGAUACCUGGUCUUCCUACAGAUUAAAAGAGACUUGUAUCAUGGCCGACUCCUGUGCAAAAGUUCAGACGCUGCUACAUUGGCUGCAUUCAUUCUGCAGGCUGAGAUUGGAGAUUAUGACCCGGGGAAGCAUCCGGAAGGUUACAGCUCUAAGUUUCAGUUUUUUCCCAAGCAUUCUGAGCGCCUGGAGCGCCGCAUUGCUGAGAUUCACAAAUCCGAGCUGACAGGCCAGAGUCCUGAGACAGCUGAGCUGAAUUUCUUAAGGAAAGCGCAGACUCUCGAAACAUAUGGAGUAGAUCCACACCCAUGCAAGGAUGUAUCCGGCAAUGCAGCAUUUCUUGCAUUUACCCCAUUUGGCUUUGUGGUACUACAGGGGAACAGGAGGAUUCAUUUCCUCAAAUGGAAUGAGGUGACCAAAUUAAAGUUCGAAGGAAAGACAUUUCAUAUAUAUGCAACUCAUCAAGAGGAUCAAAAGAUCAUCUUGACUUACUUUGCUCCAACACCUGAGGCCUGCAAACAUUUAUGGAAGUGCGGGGUGGAAAACCAAGCUUUCUACCAGUUUGAGAAAUCAAGUCAAGUUCGCACCGUAUCCAGUAGUAAUCUUUUCUUCAAAGGGAGCCGCUUUAGAUAUAGUGGAAAAGUGGCCAAGGAAGUGAUGGAACAGAGUGCCAAAAUCAGACGAGAGCCUCCAGAGAUUCACAGGGCUGGGCUGGUCCCCAGCAGGAGUUGUCCCUCUAUCACUCACGGCCCACGACAGAGUAGCGUUCCCCGAACACGAAGGAGAGCAGUCCACAUUUCCAUCAUGGAGGGUCUGGAGUCCUUGCGUGACAGUGGCCAUUCCACGCCAGUGCGAUCGGUGUCCAAUGGGAACUCAUUCCUACGCUCCCACAGAAAUGGCGCUGAGGGAGGAACAGCUGAAUUUUCCGAGGACUCUUACAGUCCUUCUGACAGCGUGCUUCCCACACCGGUGUCCAGUGACCCCUCAGACCAGGCUCAGGUUCGCCACACAAAUGGCCCCCGCAGCAUUCAAGAGGAAGGAGGAACGGAACUGUGUACUCAAAGCCAGGCAAGGCCACAGGGCGUUAGGCCCAAAGGAAAACGUUCUCAACUGGAGAAGACUCGGCCGUCCCAACAAGGCCCAGAGGAAGGGGUGAAUGAGUUCAUCUGCAGUUUGGCACGUCUUUUCUUAGUGACCCUGGCUCUGCUCUUUGCCCUCCUUCUACUUCUUAUUGUGCUAACAGAGUCUGAGCUGGACUUGGCCUUUCUUAGGGACAUCCGGAGGACACCCGAAUUCCAGCAGUUCCACUACGAAUACUUUUGCCCCCUUAGGCGCUGGCUGGCCUGCAAGCUGCGCUGGAUGGGUGGGCAUCUCAUUAAUAAAUGAGUGUGUAAGCACUCCUCUCUGUCUCCUGAGAUUGUAGUCUGUAGUCUACGAGUGGGACAUUCUAAGCAUUAAUAUCAUGGUACCAUGAAAUCAAAAUCAAAUUACUAUUAUCUACAUAGCCAAAGCCUUGGACUUCCAAAUACCAUGCCAAGAUGAGAAAACUGUGUAUGUUUCAAGUCUAGUUAUUGUGCAAUUGUUCUCUGCAGCACUACUUUAUAGUCUGGUAAAAAAAAAAAAAAAAAAAAAGGUAUGUAUAGCUCUUCAAAUGCUGCCGUCACCCACUCGUAAUUUAUCUAUCAUUUAAAUAUAAUACCUACACUCAAAGAAUGUUCACCCAGACUGUGACGAGUAAGACCUCAUACUGCAAUCAGACAAAGAUGCCUUUAUUGGUCAGACGAUAGACAGGGGCCGGGAGCCAAUAAAGGGAUGGUUCGCCCAAAAAUGAAAAUUCUGUCAUCAUUUUCUCACCCUUACGUAGUUCAACAAUCUGCAGAACUCAUUUUUAAUGAAACAUGAGAGAUUUCUGUCCCUACAUUGUAUGUCCAGCUAACCAAAAUUAAAAGAUACAAAAAGGUCUUCAAGGUGAAUCUUAAUGAAUCAAGCGAUUUAAUCUAAGUCUUGUGAAGAGAUUCGAUCAGAGCACACAUCACAUAUGGUAAACAUGGAAGCGUAUCUCAUGUGAUCAUAUCUUUUCACAAGACUCGGAUCAAACUGCUCAAUUCACAUUUUACAACUACUAACCUUUUUGUAUCUUCAGUGUUUUGAUUACCUGCAUAUUCAAUGAAGGAACUGAAACCUGUCAUGUUUCAUUAAAAACAUCUUAAAGAGAUGCAAAUUCGGUCAUUGGUUACUCAUCCUCAUGUCGUUCCAAACAAAGAAAACAAGAAUGAUGACUUUAUUUAUCAAUUUCCUUUCUUCCAUGUCUUCGAUGUGUAUUCACAACAGGACACAUACGUGUGCAUUUCUCUGCUUGCAAACAAGGCGCAGUGCAUGUGGGUUCUUCUUAUUGUUGAAUAAAGUCAUUAUUUUUUUCUUUUUGCACAAAAGUAUUCUCGUAGCUUCAUAAAAUUACAGUUGAACCACUGAUGUCACAUGGACUAUUUUUACAAAGUCCUUACUACUUUUCUGGGCCUUAAACGUGUCAGUUGUGUUGCUGUCUAUGCAGGGUCAGAAAGCUCUCGGAUUUCAUCAAAAAUACCUUAAUUUGUGUUCUAAAGAUGAACAAAAGUCUUGGUUUUGAACGACAUGAGGGUGAGUAAUUCAUGACAAAAUGUUCAGUUUUGAGUGAACUAACCCUUCAAUUUGUGCUUUGAAGAGUAAAUAAUGACAGAUUUUUCAUCUGAAUUUUCUUAAAGGGGUCCUAUUAUGCUCUUUUACAAAGUCUUGAUUUUAUUUUUGGGGUGUACUAGAACAUGCUUUCAUGCUUGGUGGUUCAAAAAACGCAUUAUUUUAAACAUAAUUUACAUUAUUACAAUGGACCGCGUUGGGACAUUGUAUGUGAAAAACAAACGCUGCAGUCCAAAGGAGCCGUUCGCUGUAGUUCUUGAAAAGGGAUUUUUUUAAAAAACGAAAUAUCUCCUUUUGGAGUGGACUUUGAGAUUUGUAAUUUGUAGAUCUUUUUUAUGCCCAAAGAUACACACCACACACUUACUAAAGUUCAAAAAGUGAAAAGCAUAAUAGCACCCCUUUAAAUGACCUUGACUUUUUUAGGUGAACUAUCCCUGUAAUGUCAGAUAUAAGCUUGAGAAUGAGUUAGGGAGUUUGAAUGAUAUUUUGUAAGUGUAAAAUGAUGGUACAGGUUGUAUAUUUGAUCCAAAUCAUACUAUAAACAGGACUGCGGGUCACUAGUAUGGAUCAAAACCACUGACAGAGUUAUCUUGUUUAAUUGAGCUUCAGUAAUGUUUUGAUGAAAAUUUAUUAACACUUUAUAAUAAGGUUCAAUUUGUUAACAUUAGGUAUCAUAAUCUAACGAUGAAUCAUUUUUAAAGCAUUCAUUCAUCUUGGCUAAUGUUAAUUUAACAUCUCAUGUCUCAAGAUACAUACAGUAUGGAUAAUUAAGAUUAAUGAACGAACAUGACAAUACAUAAAUUAGCUUGCAUUAGUAAAUGCUGUAGAAAUGGUUGCUCAUUUUUAGUCCAUGAUAUGUAAUGCAUUAAUGAAUUGAACCUCAGCGUAAAGUAUUACAGAGGAUACAUUUGUGUGGACUUAACACUAAGGUAUGGGUCAUCACGAAUUUCCCAAUGAAAAAAUGCCUACCAUUGCCUAUAAUUUUUGUUGCUAUCCUGAACACUGAUAUUUAGUGGAAGAUGGUGGUCUUGAGAUUCAAAAGUUGUGAAGAGGGUAAAGAAAGUGCUCUGGAAAGACAAAGUAAUGUGAAAUGUUUGAAAGUCUAAACUAUUUCUGAAAAGAUAUUGAAUUAGCUAUAAUUUGUUAAAUUCUUUUUUCAAUCAUGCAUCAAUAAUUUUAGAGACCUCAUUCUUCCGCUUGCACAAACUUAAAUUUCAAAAUUACAGUGUGACAAACGUCUUCUGUAAGUGAUGAUGAAAUGUUGGUUAUUCAGUUGUGAGAUUACGAAAUUAUUUUAUCUAAAGGCAUAGACUUAGAAUGGUUGAAUUGGUAAAAGCAUUAAACCAAAAUAUAUUAAAUAUCUAUUACUUUUCUGUGGCCUUCAUGAGACACAUUCAAUAGUAAAGAGUUGUAUAGCUAAGGCCGUAAGACUAGUGACAGAGUAAUUUAAUUAAAAUGACAAACUGAUGGCAGAUAUAACACAGAAAGGUCUGUGGACAUAAUCAAACACAGCUAUAUGCACAUUUAAAUAUUUUUGGUAAAACUUAAAAUCAAAAUAAACCUAACUGGAACUCAUUGGUGCUCUCGAAAUGUCAGGCCUGCAGCAAAUGCAAAUGUCCUGAAAAGCUUUGAAUCAUAUUUGGGGGUUAAAGAACCUAGAAAAACCUAGAAAGGAACAUAGUGAUAUGUAACUUUUUUAUAUACUGUGUGUAGCUUCAUAAGGUAGCCUAGUACAACUAACAGUAUGCAGCAAUACCAUGAUGGCACAGAUGUGAACAAAAGGAAAUGAAGCAAUACAAAUGACACUGAUAAGCCAGCAGAAAAGUGUUUUGUUAACCUAGAGCAAUGUAGUGGUUCAGAACUGCAUUACAAAUUCAGCAACGUUGGAAUUAGCUGAUUGCUUGUCUGGCAUUGCGCCGGUUGCAAGCUGCAGGUUGUGCUAUAAAUUAACCCCCAUAUACUGUGACUGAUUAAUUCUUCAGAUCUGUUACUGAUGGUGAUGGACACUGUUUCGGCCAUUUCAGAUUGUAAGUUUCAUUCAAAGCAAUAGCCGACUGAACUGAAUAAAUGUUGUAGCUCAGAAGACAAUCUGAAUGGAUAAUGAAUCAGACACUGUUAUACAAUGACUCGGCUGUGCCUGAACCCAGUGAUCUUCCUGCUCACUGUAUAGCAUCAGAUUAUUAUUUUCUGUAAAUUUCAUCACUUUUAUUUUUAUUGUUUCAUACCAUUACUCUGUGUUGUACCAAUAAUACAUUAAAGCAGUUUAUUUUUAUGUUUUUCUAAAAAACAAAUAAACCUUCUCCAAACCAAAUUUAAA
Messenger RNA from Labeo rohita (rohu), 5559 nucleotides. It is a transcript of the gene frmd5b, whose product is annotated as FERM domain containing 5b. Gene Ontology annotation, cellular component: cytoskeleton. NCBI's taxonomy places the organism in Eukaryota, Metazoa, Chordata, Actinopteri, Cypriniformes, Cyprinidae. The record is from RefSeq and is a predicted model, not a curated record.